CCCGGAUGUUGAUAUGCUACCUGCCCCGGAAACGAUGGCUGGAGACUCUAGAGGGGCGGGGACGGUGUUGCUGGGCUCUCCGGAAGGAGACGUGGCGACGGUUAAGCUUCAGGCUUCUUCGUACUGUUUGUAGUCCCGCCGCCGCCUUCUCCUCCUCCCCCUCCUCGUCUCUUCAGGCAGAGGAGGUUUUGGCGGCGGCUGGAGAAAGCAGCGGAGGAGGAUGGAGGAAGGAGGCGGCGGUGCCCGGAGCCUGGUACCCGGAGGGCCAGUGUUACUAGUCCUCUGCGGCCUCCUGGAGGCGUCCGGCGGUGGCCGAGCGCUUCCCCAGCUCAGCGAUGACAUCCCUUUCCGAGUCAACUGGCCCGGCACCGAGUUCUCUCUGCCCACAACUGGAGUUUUGUAUAAAGAAGAUAAUUAUGUCAUCAUGACAACUGCUCAUAAAGAAAAAUAUAAAUGCAUACUUCCCCUUGUGACAGGUGGAGAUGAGGAAGAAGACAAGGAUUACAAAGGCCCUAAUCCAAGAGAUCUAUUAGAACCACUAUUUAAACAAAGCAGUUGUUCCUACAGAAUUGAAUCGUAUUGGACUUACGAGGUAUGUCAUGGAAAACACAUUCGGCAGUACCAUGAGGAAAAGGAAACUGGUCAGAAAGUAAAUAUUCACGAGUACUACCUUGGAAAUACGCUGGCUAAGAACCUUCUAUCUGAAAAAGAACAAGAAGCAGAGGAAAGAGAAAAAUUAAAAGAGAUUCCCACUAAAAAUAUUGAAGGUCAGAUGACACCUUAUUAUCCUGUGGGGAUGGGAAAUGGUACACCUUGUAGUUUGAAACAGAACCGACCCAGAUCAAGUACUGUGAUGUAUAUAUGUCAUCCUGAAUCUAAGCAUGAAAUCCUCUCAGUAGCUGAAGUUACAACUUGUGAAUAUGAAGUUGUCAUUUUGACACCACUCUUGUGCAGUCAUCCUAAAUAUAGGUUCAGAGCAUCUCCUGUGAAUGACAUAUUUUGCCAGUCACUGCCAGGAUCACCGUUUAAACCCCUCACCCUGAGACAGUUGGAGCAGCAGGAAGAAAUACUAAGGGUACCUUUUAGAAGAAAUAAAGAGGAAGAUUUACAGUCAACUAAAGAAGAGAGAUUCCCUGCAAUCCAUAAACCCAUUGCUGUUGGCUCCCAGUCAAUGUUCACUGUUGGAACAACCCACAUAUCCAAAUUGACAGAUGACCAGCUCAUAAAAGAGUUCCUUAGUGGUUCUUACUGCUUUCAUGGGGGUGUUGGUUGGUGGAAAUAUGAAUUCUGCUAUGGCAAACAUGUACAUCAGUACCAUGAGGACAAGGAUAGUGGGAAAACCUCUGUGGUUGUGGGGACAUGGAACCAAGAAGAGCACAUUGACUGGGCUAAGAAGAAUACUGCUAGAGCCUAUCAUCUACAAGACGAUGGCACCCAGACAGUCAGGAUGGUGUCACAUUUUUAUGGGAAUGGAGAUAUUUGUGAUAUAACUGACAAACCAAGACAGGUGACAGUAAAACUAAAGUGUAAAGAAUCAGAUUCUCCUCAUGCUGUUACUGUAUAUAUGCUAGAACCUCAUUCCUGUCAGUAUAUUCUCGGGGUUGAAUCUCCAGUGAUCUGCAAAAUCUUAGAUACAGCAGAUGAAAAUGGACUUCUUUCUCUCCCCAACUAAAGGGUAGUAAAGUUGGGGGAAAAUAGUAUCACUGAAAGUCAUGAUGAUUUCUUUUUUCUGUGACCAUGUGUCUCAUUACAGAGUUCUCAGCCGUCGGACCUCAUCUAAAGGACUGUAUAAAAGGGCUCUCAGCCACAGUGUGGAUAGCCCUGUGUAUAUAAGAGCUCAUUAAUAAACUCCUAAAGC
Chrysochloris asiatica (Cape golden mole) is the source of this 1858-nucleotide messenger RNA. It is a transcript of the gene ERLEC1, whose product is annotated as endoplasmic reticulum lectin 1. Gene Ontology annotation, biological process: endoplasmic reticulum unfolded protein response; retrograde protein transport, ER to cytosol. The record is from RefSeq and is a predicted model, not a curated record. Gene Ontology annotation, cellular component: endoplasmic reticulum lumen. The transcript has 14 exons. The coding region runs from base 221 to 1672 and encodes 483 amino acids. NCBI's taxonomy places the organism in Eukaryota, Metazoa, Chordata, Mammalia, Afrosoricida, Chrysochloridae.